CUAACGGGCCAGGGGGUGGAGGGGGCUCUGGGCCUGGGGGGAGUUUCCGGAGCGACCCACCGACCCCGUCGCCCCUGAGCGUAGGAGGGCCCUAUUGACUCCUAGAAUUUAGAGGGGACUACCCCAGGACAUCCUCGAGAGAAAGGGCAUCCCCUGGAAAAGGGGACCCGCCCUCGGUCGCCCCUGCACCGGUAUGGAGAGAUAUUCCCACCGGAGAGUCUCUAGGUUGGCGUGCAGCAUGCUCGCUGGCUGCACCGGGCCCUCCCAAUAGAGACCCACCAAGGGAUCGCUCUGCCUCUCUUUUAAGGGUGGUGUCUACCUCAGAAACUUAGGCCCUCCUUUGUUACUGUGAGCGAGGUGGGUGCCCACGUUUCGGAGAGAAACCGUUCCGGGGAACCCGGACUUCUGGCCUCUAUGCUGUGUUGCGUGUCAGGGUCACAGACGGUGGGAUUCUCCGCACUCCCGGGACGGGCUGCCGCCCUCAUUCACGCAUUCAGCACAUUCACGGGUUAAAAACUAAUAUUUAUAUAAGACAGAAGAGAAAGAUGUCAUUCCGUAAAGUAAACAUCAUCAUCCUGGUCCUGGCUGUUGCUCUCUUCUUACUGGUUUUGCACCAUAACUUCCUUGGCCUGAGCAGUUUGCUAAGGAACGAGGUUUCAGAAUCAGGAAUUGUGGGGUUUCAGCCCAUAGACUUUGUCCCAAAUGUUCCCCGACAAGCUGUAGAUGGGAGACGAGAGGAGAUUCCUGUGGUCAUUGCAGCAUCUGAAGAUAGGCUCGGGGGGGCCAUUGCAGCUAUAAACAGCAUUCAACACAACACUCGCUCCAGUGUGAUGUUCUACAUCGUUACACUCAAUGGCACAGCAGACCAUCUCCGGUCCUGGCUCAGCAGCAGUACCUUGAAAACCAUCAGGUACAAAAUUGUGAAUUUUGACACUAAACGUUUGGAAGGGAAAGUAAAGGAAGAUCCUGACCAGGGGGAAUCCAUAAAACCAUUAACCUUUGCAAGGUUCUACUUGCCAGUUCUGGUUCCCAGUGCAAAGAAGGCCAUAUAUGUGGACGAUGAUGUAAUUGUGCAAGGGGAUAUUCUUGCCCUUUAUAAUACACCAUUGAAGCCAGGACACGCAGCUGCAUUUUCAGAAGAUUGUGACUCAGCCUCUACCAAAGCUGUCAUCCGUGGAGCAGGGAACCAAUACAAUUACAUUGGCUAUCUUGACUAUAAAAAGGAAAGAAUUCGUAAACUUUCCAUGAAAGCCAGCACCUGCUCAUUUAAUCCUGGAGUUUUUGUUGCAAACUUGACAGAAUGGAAAAAACAGAAUAUAACUAACCAGCUGGAAAAAUGGAUGAAACUCAAUGUAGAAGAGGGGCUGUACAGCAGAACACUGGCUGGCAGCACCACCACGCCUCCUCUCCUGAUCGUGUUUUACCAACAGCACUCUACCAUCGACCCCAUGUGGAACGUCCGCCACCUUGGUUCCAGUGCUGGAAAACGAUAUUCACCCCAGUUUGUAAAGGCCGCCAAGUUACUCCAUUGGAAUGGUCACUUUAAGCCAUGGGGAAGAACUGCUUCCUAUUCUGAUGUCUGGGAAAAAUGGUAUAUUCCAGACCCUACAGGCAAAUUCAGCCUGAUCCGAAGACAUAUGGAGAUCUCAAAUGUAAAAUAAAACAUAGUUUAUGCUGUAAGCAUUUCUCAGGAAAUCCUGGAAGACAGUAUGUGUGGGAAGUAACAGUUGCAAGGCUUCAAAGCCUAUCUGUGGCAACCUGUGGAAAAAGGGACAUUUCAGCUGGGUAAAGAGGACAAACUACCCCGGCUAGCACUCAGCUUCCCAGAUAGACUAUAAAUGUCUCCAUCUGCCUUACCAAGUGUUUGCUUACUACCGUGCUGAAUGACCAGAGGUGAAUGGACUGACAGGGAUGGUACAGCUAGUUCAACACUGCUGCUUGGUUUUAAUUUUGUAACCUUAACCUGUGGUCUGAUCUGUUAAUAAAGUGAAACCUACAUUUUUCAA
Messenger RNA from Ailuropoda melanoleuca (giant panda), 2006 nucleotides. RefSeq names its product glycosyltransferase 8 domain containing 1 (gene GLT8D1). Gene Ontology annotation, molecular function: glycosyltransferase activity. The record is from RefSeq and is a predicted model, not a curated record. Lineage: Eukaryota; Metazoa; Chordata; Mammalia; Carnivora; Ursidae. Bases 546 to 1661 code for a protein of 371 amino acids. The transcript is spliced from 10 exons. Gene Ontology annotation, cellular component: Golgi apparatus.